Molecule: messenger RNA, 1098 nt
Organism: Bicyclus anynana (squinting bush brown)
Lineage: Eukaryota; Metazoa; Arthropoda; Insecta; Lepidoptera; Nymphalidae
Product: MORN repeat-containing protein 5-like
Exons: 7
Coding region: 32-937 (301 amino acids)
Source: RefSeq, a predicted model, not a curated record
AGAGAUUUUUUUUAAAUAUUCCAUUCGCUAAAUGAAAAUGUCUACAUGCAAGCCGCGGGAUACUUCUUCGCUAGCCGUCACAAAGCGCGCGUCACAAUGGGAGAGUUUGAUGAGAAAGUUCUCGGAAGCUCACAAAGAAGAGUGCAGAACAGUGUCGCUGGACAUACCGCGAGUGCAGCGCUCCAUGAAGACGUUCCCGACAGGCUCCCAGUACGAAGGGACCUGGGACUUGCUCGGGAUGAGCGGUUACGGUGUUUACAAGUUUCCUAAUGAUGUUAUUUACGAAGGGGAGUUUGACGACGGAAUGUUUCACGGCCAGGGAGACCUGAUAUACCCCAGCGGCGUGGUACUCCGUGGUGAUUGGAGCAAGGGGAAAUUGAUGGAGAGGAAACUCGUCUUCGCCGACGGAUUGGAGUACGAUGAAGCGGACUGGAAGUAUUGUAAGGAGCCUGACAGACGUUUCACUAUCGAGUAUGACAAAGGUCUACAACCCGCCGGCAAGUCGUUCCUGACACAGGAACAACCCACACGUGACAUACCACCCGGAUUCUACGACACUGGGGAUGGGUUUUACGACCCCAACACCAGGGUUGUUUACAAGGCCGACGAUCUUAGCGCCAUCGUAAGAUCUCCAUCCGUUCGUGAACAAAAAUGGAUAAUCGAGAACUGUCGCACUUGCCCUGAAAAACCACUGGGGCCUCGGCCGUUCCUAUACGAGCAGUGGAUGGAACCGAUCUUGUCUCUGCCGAAGCCACCUGAACCGACCAUUACGCGGGUCACUGAUUCAAUAACUCUAUCUCAGUCUACCUUCGAACAAGAUCGUGAAACGACACAGGAGAGCGGAAGUAUCCUCCAUUGGAGGAAUUGGCGGAAAUCAACUUCGUCGACUCAACGUCCUAAUAUCAAAUUCGACGCACCUUCGAAAACGAAUGUUUAAUAUUUUGCCUGUGCAGAAUUUGUAUAUUCUGGUAUAUUUUUUUUGUUAUGCAAAUUUUAAUAGUCCUGUGAGAAUUUUCAAAUAAAUAUUAUAGGUACCGAAUUAAUCUUAAUUAAUUCCUAAAUUAUUUAACACGGAAAUUAAUGAAUGUAUGAAAUAUU